AUGCUGCGCCUGUAUGACACCUUCAGCAGUGUCAUUAAGUUCACAGAACUUCCCGACCCCUCAGAAAUAUGGGAUCUGCAACAACUGGUUGGGGAAGGCACAUAUGGAGUUGUCCAUUUGGCUAAACACAAGCAAACAGGGGAGGUUGUUGCUGUGAAGAUACUUGAAGCCAUUCAUGAACUAAUUGAAGAAAUUGAAGAGGAGUAUGUCAUCCUCCAUGACCUUGGCAAUCACCCCAAUAUGCCCAAGUUCCAUGGGCUCUACCUCCGUCAGUCAGAAUUUCGCGGGGAGGAUCAGUUGUGGAUUGCUAUGGAGCUUUGCGGGCGAGGCUCUGUAACACAUCUGACAAGAGAACUAUUAAAACAAAAUGCUGGCCUGGAUGAGAAAUUAAUUGCACAUAUCAUAAGUGAAACAUUGAAAGUGCUCGUUCAUCUGCACACAAAUCAUAUCGUUCAUCGUGACAUCAAAGGUCACAACAUCCUGAUCACAGAUGAAGGAAAAGUCAAACUGAUAGACUUUGGAGUCUCUACAAGACUGAAGAGCACCAAUGACCGCCGUCGCACUUCAGUGGGAACGCCCUAUUGGAUGGCUCCAGAGGUUAUAGCGUGUGAACGACAACUAGAGUACAACUAUGACAAGCGAUGUGACAUCUGGUCCCUGGGAAUCACAGCCAUUGAACUAGCUGACGGAGAGCCCCCAUUGGCUGAUCUUCAUCCAAUGAGAGCGCUCUUCAAAAUUCCAAGAAAUCCAACACCAACUUUGUCUAACCCAGACAACUGGUCAAGCGAGUUCAAAGACUUCAUCUCAAAGUGCCUUAUAAAAGACUUUGAAUUACGACCUCAGGCGGAGGAUUUACUGAAUCAUCCUUUUAUACGUCAAGUGGCAGGAGAAACAAGCACGUAUCAGAAGAAGCUUCAUGACCUGACCUCUAGUAUGGAUCAGACAGUCCAUCGACCAGACGUCACUGUGAAGAAGGGACGUCCCAAGUCCCAUCGCAAGUCUAGACGAGACACGGUGAAAUCCACUGAAGAUUUGGCCACACUGGAAAUCCUUGAUGAGGGAGUGAUUGUAUCUCAGUUGCGCAGUCGUUAUGAGAACGAGGAAAUCUACACCUACAUUGGUGACAUCCUGUUGGCCGUCAAUCCAUUUCAGCCCAUCAACAUCUACAAUGAAGAGUAUUCUAAAAUGUAUGUCAAUGCAGCCAAAGAUGAAAAUCCUCCCCAUAUAUUUGCUGUAGCUGACCAAUCCUAUCAAAUGAUGAUGCAUUAUAGAAAACACCAGUGUAUCGUAAUUAGUGGAGAGUCUGGAGCAGGAAAGACGGAGAGUGCCAACCUAAUGGUACAACAACUCACACAGCUCGGCAAGGCUGACAAUAGAACACUUGAGGAGCGAAUUCUCCAAGUGAAUCCCCUGAUGGAAGCAUUUGGAAAUGCCAAGACCGUCAUCAACGACAAUUCAAGUCGAUUCGGCAAAUAUUUAGAGAUGUUCUUCACAAUUAGCGGCACUGUUGUGGGAGCUAAAAUCACUGAGUACCUCCUGGAAAAAUCUCGAGUGAUAUCACAAGCAAGGGGUGAACAAAAUUUCCAUAUAUUCUACUACAUACACGAUGGCCUCAGCUCAGAAGAAAAGAAAACUCAGUUUCAUCUCACAGAAAAUGUGCCCUACAGGUAUAUUGAGGAAUACACAAGCAAAGGGAUUGACAUUGCUGCAAUGGCAAUUAACAGGGUCAAGUUCAAGGCCAUCCAGCACUGCUUUGAUAUCAUUGGUUUUAAACCUAAGGAAGUGUCUGCUGUCAGUGGUAUUAUUGCCUCAAUUUUAAAUCUGGGCAACGUUAACUUUGAAGAGAAGGAGAUGGGCCAUGGGGGAAAUGCUUGCUGCAUUGAAAAUAUGCCGCUUGUAGAGGCAGUGUCUGCAUCACUAGGCAUUCCUAAUAUAGAGUUGGUGGAAGCUCUCACAACAACAGGUAUGGUUGCACGUGGAGAACUUAUUGUGCGAGGAAAUUCCGUCCCAGAGGCUUUAGAUGCCCGGGAUGCCAUGGCCAAGGCACUUUAUGGACGUUUGUUUAGCUGGAUCGUCAACCGUAUCAACAUUCUUCUUAAACCUCAGACAUUUAUCGCAAAAAAGGAGGAUGAGAAUCAUAUUAUAGGAAUCCUGGACAUUUUUGGUUUUGAACACAUUCCUAACAACUCUUUUGAGCAGUUGUGUAUCAAUAUUGCUAAUGAACAGAUCCAGUAUUACUUCAACCAGCACAUCUUCGCCUGGGAAAUGCAAGAAUACAAGAAUGAAGGCCUGGAGAUGCUGGACAUCACAUUUGUCGACAAUCGACCUUUACUGGACAUGUUCUUGAUGAAACCUCUUGGACUUCUGGCACUGCUGGAUGAGGAGAGUCACUUCCCUAAGGCUACAGAUCAGUCCCUGGUUGAAAAAUUCCAUAGGAACAUCAACAACAAAUACUACCGUCGUCCAAAAGGCAACUCUCUCGUUUUCAGUAUUGACCACUACGCAGGUCGGGUGGAAUAUGAUGCAAUGGGCUUCCUGGAAAAGAAUCGUGAUCGUCUUCCUGGAGAUGUACUAAAUAUGCUUCGUGCUUCCAACAACGAGGUCGUCCGCGCCCUCUUCCAGACCCCUCUUACAAAAACAGGUAACCUUGCAUCUGGUAGCAUCGCGUCUUCCCUGAGAAGCACUCCAAACUCAAGUGCCAUCAGCUCGCCAGCCAGUACAAGCUCUUAUGUGAGCGUGAUGAGCUACAACAAACACCAACAGACGUCUGGCAUGGGGGGCAGUCGGGGGUCAGCAUCUGCUAGUAUGACUAGGAUUCAACAGACUGUGGCAACCUACUUCCGAUUUUCUCUGAUGGAUCUUCUAGCCAAGAUGGUGGCAGGCACACCUCACUUUGUCAGAUGUAUACGACCCAAUGCGAACAAACACCCAGAUGAGUUUGACUCUGAGAAAGUUACAAUACAACUACGAUACACAGGAGUCUUAGAAACAACAAGGAUACGAAGGGAGGGCUUCUCCCAUCGAAUACCAUUUGCAGAUUUCCUACGUAGGUACCACAUGUUGUCGUUCCUGUGGGAUGAACGUGUGCCCCACACACGUGACAGUUGCUACACUCUCCUGGACAGACUGGGCAUGGACCACUUUGCUCUCGGGAAAACUAAAGUAUUCCUGAAGUACUAUCACAUUGAGCAGCUGGCCAGGAAAUAUGAGGCAUAUCACAGAAAAGUGGUUACUCUUCAGUCGGUCAUUCGGGGCUGGCAUGCCCGUACUCGCUUUUUUCAGACAAAAUGGCAGCGCGAUAAAGCAGCCACACUCAUACAAUCACCAAUAAAAGGAUUUCUUGUGCGUAGAAAGACUCGUCCAGUGAUUGAGAAACGACGAAAGGCAACUGUAUUGAUACAGUCACAGAUACGUGGCCACCUGGUGCGGAAAUCAUUACGAGAACAAAAGUCAGUUCAGGAGAAAAGAGAGAGGAGUGCUGUUGUAAUACAGAGAGCAUUCCGUUCCUAUCGGGCCCGCAUCAGUGCACGACAGUUACGAAAGAAACAAAUACAACUCUCAGAACAUUCUGCCACUGUGAUUCAGAAAUAUUAUCGACGAUGGCGAUGUCGGACACUCUACCAACAGCUACAGUUGUACAAGUCACAGCGAGAUACACAGGUCCUCUUCUUCACACAACAGGUGGAAAUGUACAAUAAGGAUAUGUUGCAGAAUAUGAUGAAAAACAUAAAACCUCGCAAAAUGGAGUCUAAAGUGGAAGUUCCUUUAAAACGCAAAAAGUCUGUGGCUCCUUCUCCCCCUACCACUGCCAAAUCAUUGACUGUUCCACCCAUUGCGAAACCUGAUGUCAGUGAGGAGAGAUUAGACCACAUGUUGAAAAUGAAUGAAUUGAAAUCUGUGAUGCCACCGAAAGAAACUAAAUACUAUGAUGAGCUCAACAAUUUCGUGCCAAUGCCAGACUAUCCUGCGUCAGAAGAAGAAGUACCGGUCACCGUGGUUACUGCAGAUGUACACCCUCCUCCUCCUGUUCCAGAUCACUUAGCCCGCAAAAGCGAGAUGAAAUCUGUAAUGAAUGGAGACAGUGAGUCAUAUUACCAAGAUAUAACAGUGGAAAACGCUUCAACAGAGGAAACAUUGGCCCCUCCCUCUGACUCCACCUAUCACGUGCCCUCGGACCAAAUCGUAGACUGGGACGUCCCUCUCCUUCAAGCUAAACAUAACGCUCUGUCACUCAUUAAAGAAAACAAAACAAACAGUUCCGUCAAACGUGAGGACAGCUCCGAGGCCAAAGACAAUUCGGACUCUGAGAGAGCAAAAUUGGCCCGAUCCAUUGCAGAAGCUAUUUUGAACAAUGGUGAUACCUCAAUUCCUCUUACAAAUGGCCAUAACUACAUUGAAGAAGAUCCAGCUCCCGUCCAUGACGAACUCCAGUCAGAAUCUAGUAAACAAGAACUAGCAAAGCGAUUGGAAGAUGAAUGUACAGGAAGUGUAGUUUCUCUAUGGCAACAACGACAGCGCAAACCCUUCGAGACUGGCACCAAUGAAGAUGACAAACCCUCUCAACCCCCUCCCCCUCCUUCCCACCCACCGCCAAGUAUACCUCGGAAUAGGAUGGCAGCCCCUGUACUGACGAUUCCUCCCCCGCCCUCAUCGCCACCUCCUCCCACACCUCCCAGAAAGUCACCAUCUCCAGUAAUCUCCAAACCUACACCUGCAAAGGUCGAUGUCAACGGCAAUGAAAAUGAUGUGUCUCCACCGACUGCUAGCAAAGUCAAAUUUGCAUUGACACCGUCAAUCAUACCACAGUCAAGUACCAAUGGACACGUCAAUGGGAACGUCGAUGGGAGCAUCGAAAACAAAGAUCAACCAUCCAAUUUCAGAAUGAGGCUGCGUAAAACUAACAUUGAUUUAUCCCAAGAUGAUAUAUUUAAAGCUUCCACAGCUGUCAAUGAACCAAAGCAUUUUGAUUUCCGUUCACGGCUUAAGAAAACUGGAAGAAUUCCAGAAACAUGA
Molecule: messenger RNA, 5013 nt
Organism: Ylistrum balloti
Lineage: Eukaryota; Metazoa; Mollusca; Bivalvia; Pectinida; Pectinidae
Product: myosin-IIIb-like
Exons: 36
Coding region: 1-5013 (1670 amino acids)
Biological process (GO): protein phosphorylation
Cellular component (GO): myosin complex
Molecular function (GO): cytoskeletal motor activity; protein binding; ATP binding
Source: RefSeq, a predicted model, not a curated record